Diversispora eburnea is the source of this 3683-nucleotide messenger RNA. The record is from the annotation of a GenBank genome assembly. Lineage: Eukaryota; Fungi; Glomeromycota; Glomeromycetes; Diversisporales; Diversisporaceae.
GUGGUCUAGUAUUAUGGUUCAUAUUAACCACAGUUACUAGUUUUGCGUCCGAAAUUCACCAAGAAGGUUAUUGUGUAAUGCAUGAUCAAUGCGGUCAAAAAUCGGUCUUUGGAAAACAAUUAAAUUGUCCCUAUAAUGGACCAGCUAUCGAGUCAAACCCUUAUGGUGACUUAAGAUUAAAACUAAUUGAAGUUUGUGGACCACAAUUCGAAAACUCCAAAACAUGUUGUGCUGCAAAUCAAUUGGAAGAUCUGGAUAUCAAUACUAAACAAGUCGAAACAUUAGUUAGUUCAUGCCCCGCUUGUUGGAAAAAUUUUCUUAAUUUUUUCUGUACUUUUACAUGUUCUCCUAAUCAAUCAAUGUUUGUAAAUGUAACAUCUACUCAAGUAACUCAAUCCAACAAAACUAUUGUUACGAGUGUAGAUUUCUUUGUUGGUGAAGAGCACGGAAAAGGAUUUUAUGAUUCUUGUAAGGAUAUUAAAUUUGCUGCAACGAAUAGUUACGUAAUGGACUUUAUUGGAGGUGGGGCUAAAAACUAUCAAGAAAUGUUAGUUUAUUUGGGUACAGAAAGACCGAUGGGAUCACCAUUUCAGAUUAAUUUUCCACUGGAUGAUUCAUCUGACGCAAUGAUUCCUUUAAAUGAUCGAGUGAAAAAAUGUAAUGAUACAGACAUCAAUUAUCGUUGUUCUUGCGUGGAUUGUCAAUCUGUAUGUCCUAAUCUUAAACCAGCUCCAGAAGAAUAUCCUUCAUGUUAUGUAGGAUCAUUAAAUUGUUGGACAUUUGGAAUAAUUAUUAUUUAUGCUUUCUUAAUCAUUUCUGUUAUAAUAGUAUUUUGGAUUAAAAACAUACGAAAAUCGGAAUAUCCUGGAUUUGAAAGAGUCCCUCUUUUUGAAGUGAGAGAAGAUGAAUUAUUAAAUCCCGAAAAUUCACGACGUUAUUGGCUUAAUGAUCUUCUUCAAGAUUAUUUUUAUCAACAAGGAUUCAUAUGUGCAAAAUAUCCUUGGCAUACAUUAUUUUUAGCAGCUUUAUUUGUAUUUUUGGCUUCAACGGGUUGGACAUUUUUUGAAGUAGAAACUGAUCCCGUUCAUCUUUGGGUAGCUCCAAAUUCGGAUUCUGCACUUCAAAAAGAAUUUUUUGAUCAAAGUUUUGGACCAUUUUAUCGAACUCAACAAAUUUUUAUUACUAAUAAAGAUCCAACAAAAAGUAUUGUAUCAUAUGAUAAUCUUAAAACACUAUUUGAGAUAGAACGACAUAUUCGAGAACUUAAGUCUUCGCCAAAUACUUUAACUUUACAAGAUUUAUGUUUUCAUCCCAAUGGUGAUGAAUGUAUAGUACAAUCAGUAGCUGGUUAUUGGCAAUCUGAUAUUGAUAAUCUCGAUCCUGAUACAUGGAAAAAUGAUUUUGAAGCUUGUACAGCUAUGCCCUCGAUUUGUUUACCUGAUUUCCAACAACCUUUAAAACCUGAAUUGGUUCUUGGUGGUUUCGAGGAUAAUGAUUAUUUAUCUUCAAAAGCGUUCGUGUUGACUUUUGUAUUAAAUAAUUAUUUAGAUAAAAGUAAGAUCGUUUUGGCUGAAGAAUGGGAAAAAUCAUUAAGAGAAUACCUAUCUAACUUUACAAUUAUUAAUGAUUAUCUAAACACGACUCAACUUAGAAUAAGUUUCUCAACUGAGAGUUCUCUAGAGAUCGAGCUUAACAAAUCCACUAAUACUGAUAUCUUAACUAUAUCCAUUUCGUAUCUUGUAAUGUUCCUUUACGCAUCUUUGGCUCUGGGUAAUUUAACUACUUUUCCACGUACAAUCAUUGACUCGAAGUUCAUGUUGGGAAUUUGUGGGAUAGCUAUUGUCUUGGCAUCAGUUUCAACUUCAGUAGGAAUAUUUUCAUUUUUAGGAAUAAAGGUUACUCUGAUUAUUGCUGAAGUUAUUCCUUUCCUUGUACUCGCUGUUGGUGUGGAUAACAUUUUCAUUCUUAAUCAUGAAUUUGAGAGAUUAACAUUAAAAUCAUUGGGUAAUGAAUCGGUGGAAGUACGUAUCGCAAAAACCUUGGGACGUAUGGGACCUAGCAUUUUAUUAAGUGCAUUAAGUGAAACUAUUGCUUUCGGGUUGGGUGGUAUAGUUACGAUGCCCGCUGUAAGAAAUUUUGCUCUUUAUGCAGCACUAGCAGUUUGGAUAGAUUUUUUAUUACAAGUUACAGUAUUUGUGGCAUUCUUAUCUCUAGAUGCUAAAAGGCAAGAUGAUGACAGAAUAGAUUGCUUCCCCUGUGUAAAAGUGGAUGCUGCUCCUGAUCGGGUAGAUAGGGAGAGUCUAUUACAAAAAUGGAUGCGAAAAUAUUAUGCACCAUUAAUAUUAAAUCAUAAUGUCAAGAUAGCAAUAAUAAUAUUAUUUGUUGGAGUUUUUAUGGUUGGAUUAUGUUUUGUUCCUCAAGUGAAAUUAGGAUUAGAUCAACGAAUUGCACUUCCCAGCGAUUCUUAUCUAGUAGAUUAUUUUAACGAUUUGGAUGAUUAUUUCCUAGUUGGUCCACCAGUAUAUUUCGUUUCUAAAAAUGUUAAUGUCACAACACGUCAAGGACAAAAAGCCCUAUGUGGAAGAUUUGGUGCAUGUUCACAAUUAUCAUUAGCUAAUAUUCUAGAACAAGAACGAAAACGAUCAAAAGUUUCUUAUAUUGCAGAACCUACCGCGGUAUGGAUUGAUGAUUUCUUACAUUGGUUAAAUCCAUCACUUGAAAUGUGCUGUCGGUUUAAGAAAAAUUCCGGACGAAAUGAAUUGUAUGAAUUUUUACGAUACAUGAAUUUAUGGAUUCAAUCACCGCCAAAUGAGGAAUGUCCAUUAGCAGGAAAGGCAGCAUUUGGUGAUGCCAUAUAUAUUUCACCAGAAGACAAUAAAACAAUAAUAGCUAGUCAUUUUAGAACAUUCCAUACUCCAUUAAAAAGUCAACAUGAUUAUAUAGCUGCCCAACAUUCAGCAAAACGUAUUAGUAAUUUAAUUCAAAAAGAAAAUCCCGAUAUGGAAGUAUUUCCUUAUUCAAUAUUUUAUAUAUUUUUUGAUCAAUAUGAACAUAUUGUACGAUUGGCUGCUGAAAUAUUAAUAUUAGCAUUUAUAUCGAUUUGGAUAGUAACAUCUUUACUUUUAGGAACUUUUUGGACCGGAUUUAUAGUUGUAUGUCAUGUUAUAAUGAUUGUAAUAGAUGUUUUGGGAAUUAUGGCAUUAUGGAAUGUAUCCCUUAAUGCAGUUAGUAUGGUAAAUCUUGUAAUAUGUGUAGGAAUAGGUGUAGAAUUUUGUGUACAUAUAGUUAGAGCAUUUAUAGUUGGGGGAGAAGGAGUUAAUAGAGAUGAAAGAGCUCAUAGAGCAAUAGUGGAUGUUGGUAGUUCAGUAUUCUCCGGAAUUACCAUGACCAAGUUUUUCGGUAUAUUAGUAUUAGCUUUUACAAGAAGUAAAAUAUUCGAAGUAUAUUAUUUCAGAAUGUAUGUGUCGAUAGUGGUAGUUGGAGCUUUACAUGGUUUAUUAUUAUUGCCGGUAGUCUUAAGUUUGAUUGGAGAUGAAGGAAUGGGAAGUGGAGAAAAUUUUGAUUAUGAUAUGUUUGAUGAUGAAGAAAUGUUUGGAGGAAGGCCAAUUAGAAGGGCAGAUAAUAGAAUGUUGAUUGAUGAUGGAGGAAUUGAAAGUGGAGACAGUGAUGCUGAAGAGGCUUAA